UAAAAUAAAAUAAACAAUUCACUCCUCCUAACAAGCGAACAAAAGCUUCACUGCCCCCUUGUCUGCAAUGGCGUCUCGAGCUUUCCCACGAGCUCCCCGCCGCUGCUGCUCGCCCUAGGGGCCCCGACGCUCCAGCGGUAAACCCUACCUCCUCCUCCUCCUCCGUCGCCGGGAUGGGGUCCACCUCCUCGCCGUCCCCGCCGCCGCCGCCGAUGAUCGGGAGGGCCGGGAACCUCACCGUCUUCAUCACGCCGCCGUCGCCGGCGAGCACGCCGCGCUCCUCGCGCCCGUCCGAGUCCCCUCGGUCGGGCUUCUCGACCCCGGCGACGGCCCCGCGCACGGCCGCCUCGCCGUCGCCGCCGUCUCCGGCUCCCUCGCCGCAGCAGCAGAGGGUGGCCAGCCCGCCGCCCACGAUCCCGGUGAAGUUCUCCCCGCCUGCGGCUCCGGUGAAGGUCCCUCCUCCGCCUCCGGUGCAGGUGCCCCCGCCGCAGUACGAGAAGGCCUCCGCGGGGGGCAAGCACGACGGAUCGGCGUUUGGUUUCUUCUGGGACGCCGUCGCGCGCGUGCAGGAAGCCCACGCGAGCCUCGACGAGUACGUGGCGAACUGGUUUGGGCUGGAUCAAUCCAAGUACCAAUGGGCUCUCAACGACUACUACGAGAGCACCGGCAAGGAACUCAAACAAUGUCCUUUGUUGCAACACUUGGCAGUUAGAGCAUUGUCAACAUGUAAUGAGGAAGUGGAGUGUGGCAAAGCUGGCAAGCCAAAGGAGCUUACUACUAGCAAAGUGCAGAAAGUUUAGAAGGUCUGUUCACAUGAUAAAACCAGCAGUUCUUUUCUGGAAUUACGCUGAGGAGCAUUUUGCAGCGACUUCUUUCUGGGUUGAAUGUGUAGCUAAGCAAAUGUGUGGAGAAGUUCGAUUUGUUAGAUCUUGGGGGCGUAAAGGUGGUUGUCUGUUUUUCAACUGCAUGGAGUCUCUUGGCAGGUUUACGGGCUGCGCUGGAAGGGAAUUGAGACUGCUAGGCGUUUUGUUCACUCCUGCCAGGAUCUCUAUUGUAAUCCUAUGUUAUGACAAAAUUGCAUAUUCGCAAUGCCUAAUAGUGUUUUUUUUUUUUGCCUUC
This is a messenger RNA of Oryza sativa Japonica Group (Japanese rice), 1119 nucleotides long. RefSeq names its product classical arabinogalactan protein 9. The record is from RefSeq and is a predicted model, not a curated record. NCBI's taxonomy places the organism in Eukaryota, Viridiplantae, Streptophyta, Magnoliopsida, Poales, Poaceae.